Molecule: messenger RNA, 1258 nt
Organism: Aspergillus japonicus CBS 114.51
Lineage: Eukaryota; Fungi; Ascomycota; Eurotiomycetes; Eurotiales; Aspergillaceae
Exons: 1
Coding region: 245-979 (244 amino acids)
Source: RefSeq, a predicted model, not a curated record
GCCCUUUCAAGAUCUCUCCAGUCCUCUUCAGCCCCUACAGCUGGAACACUGUCAAGACCUACAAUUUCACCAAGGCUACGGCUUUCGACAUUGGCAAAUCAACAUUCACUACCUGGAACAAGCGUUGUGCUCACCAGACACGGGUAAGAACCAGACACGGGUAAGAGAAAGCUUGCGACAGCUUAACAACCGCCCCUUCCGGGUCCACAAUUGAUGCUGGUCUGCCCACACUUGCUGACUUAUAAUGCAAACCGAAACAAACCCAAGCUUUUACUCAACUGUGAAUACCUCAAUCAAAAUGCCAACCCCAACUUCAGGUCCGUCCACCCUUAGCUUAGAGUCCAGACUCUUAACCCCGCAGCUAACCAACCUCCCAGCCCCCACCACCCUACCUUCAACCGCAAUCCAGCCAAGCACCUGGACCGGCCUCUCAACCUACAGCGCCGACUGGGCUCGCACCAUUCCAAAGAACCAAAAAUUCCUCACCGGCGCCCUGGGCCUCCUCACCACCGCCGAGCUUUGGGACCUGAUCCACACCGACACAGAGCUCGCCCCAGUCCUCCGGGACUUUAUCUCGGCGAGAGGCACCUGGUUCGGCGCCGACGGGUUCCUCCGCACCAGCCAGAAGCAGACCUGUUUCCAUACGGUCAUAAGGUCGUGGGCGAUCCGACAGAGCACGCGCACUUUCUCCGUGCCGACCACCCCCCCUCUCUGGGCGAGCUGCACGGCCCGCAAGAAGUUUACCGCCUACGCGCUGCUGCGGUGGGCGAUGGCGUUGCUGCGCGCGAAGCCGCGGCUGUUUCCCCGGACGGAUCUGACACCGGGCGCGGAGCGGGUCGAUGCGUUCGAGGUAUUUGUGGCGGCGAGGCUGCUGAACUACGUUUAUCAUCCCCAGGCUCAUUGCGGUGGGCUUGCGAAGCAGGUGAGGCCGAAGAAGGUGGUUCCGGCGGUUGCUCCGGUCAGAGUUGGUGGUGUUUAGGCUGAGGUAUUGAGGGGGAGUUGGAGUAGGAUCUCGGUUUCUCUGGUGUGGAGAUGGUAGGACUAGAGUAUUCGGAGCAAGUGUUGGAGAUAUGGAGAGUGAGGUGGAUGAAAUGGCAGGGAGACUGGCUUUGAAUGUACAUGACAAGAUUUGUGCUUUGUGGUCCAAAUUAAAGAACCAGUAUAUGGGAAGCGGUUGUCUUUCCAGUCUUUCUGGGCCCAGCACACAAUAUUUCUCUCAAUCGGGUCGAGGAUCCAAUCACUGGCGAAAAUGUAAGCC